AUGAGCAAUCCGGCGCAACUCUUCCUACUCGCUGAUCACAUAAAACUAUCUCUUCUGGAACGGCAAAGGGCAAUAUCCCUUAGUAUUGAGCCUAACUCGCAGGAUGGCGAAAUAUCCCGUUCUCUAGAAUCCCUGCGCGAAGGAAUUGAAUCGCUUGAUUCGCGAAUUCUGCGGCUCGAGGAGAAUGAUGACCUAACAUCUGCUGCACUGAAAGACCAAAAAAAUAAUCUCAAAGAGCAAUUAGAUGACCUCACUUCACAAUUCUAUGGCAAUAACAACACGUCUUCAGAUACCACGUUGCAAACCCCAAAUGAUCCCUCACUCGUCGAUGAUUUUUCUCGUGCAAGCAGCACGUCCACGACCCUAAAACAUCCUACCCCCCAGCAUCCAAUUUCUAAAUCCGUCAGGUUCACUGACACUCUGACUGCUACUGUUGAGGAGGAGGAUCCCAACCGAAGCGCGCUUCUUCGUCCUUACCGUGACGCCCCUUCCCCGCCAUCAUUAGAUCACUCCAAUCUCUCAAAUUCUGACAUCCACGCGCAUCAUGCCCUGAUCAUGCAAGAGCAGGAUGACCAACUGGAUCGCCUUGGUGAAUCUAUUGGGCGGCAGCAUGAGCUCAGCAUUCAGAUCGGAGACGAGUUGGAAGGGCACAUAGCGCUGCUAGAUGAUAUGGAGGGUCAUGUGGACCGCCAUGCGAGCAGAUUAGAUGGUGCGAAAAGAAGACUGCAGAAAUUCCGACGCAACGCAGGGGAGAGUCGUGGCUUCAUGACUAUCAUCGGUUUAAUCAUCGUCCUGGUGAUCUUGAUUGUUAUCUUGAAAUAAGGUCCAAUUCUUCAGUAGACUGUCGUGUCCAGUCAUUGUUUCACCAAUCUGUGGCCUUUCGUUUUGCUAUUCCUUGGAUCACUUUUGAAUUCUUCAUGGGCGUUUUCCGGCUAGGUACGGAUAUAUAUACUGUAUACGGUCAAUAGGCGUGCUUGGGGACCUGGCGCUUCGGUACAGACCUCUACUUUUUCCCAGUUAUAUUUUGUUUCAGACUACUAUCCUUAUACAUGUCUAACCGCCUUCCUUUCCACAUUUUACACACCUGUCUUUCAAUACGGCUUGUUCUUGUUUGCUUAAAGCUUCAUCUUCUUUUUUUUUUUCUUGUUCGUAUAUUGAGCGUCCUUCAUGUCGGCUUAUCAGGAACCACCCGAGAAACGGUGUGCUUCUAUAUUUAGAUAUGUAUACUUGAAAACAGAAUUAUCUUAAAUGCCA
Molecule: messenger RNA, 1254 nt
Organism: Histoplasma capsulatum G186AR
Lineage: Eukaryota; Fungi; Ascomycota; Eurotiomycetes; Onygenales; Ajellomycetaceae
Product: V-SNARE
Exons: 2
Coding region: 1-822 (273 amino acids)
Biological process (GO): vesicle fusion; intracellular protein transport
Cellular component (GO): endomembrane system; SNARE complex
Molecular function (GO): SNAP receptor activity; SNARE binding
Source: RefSeq, a predicted model, not a curated record